This is a messenger RNA of Amoebophrya sp. A120, 9224 nucleotides long. Lineage: Eukaryota; Dinophyceae; Syndiniales; Amoebophryaceae. The record is from the annotation of a GenBank genome assembly.
CCCAGCCCUACGGCACCCCCCUGCUGAUGGAGACCGCCCGCGGCUGCGGCGGCCGCGAGUGCCCGCUGAUCCGCGAAAAGCAGGCCUCCUUCGGGGUCCCGAAGAAACGCCCGCGGGUCGGCCAACAGGGAGGUGCCACCACGGAGAACAACAACACGGUCGACGUAAACGCGACCCAGGUGGCCAACGCGCUGGUGGAUCUCUUCGCCCUGCAAAACCCGCAGGGCGAGACCUUCUGCGGCAACGUUUUGUACGAAGACGACUCCUACGGCAUCAUGAAGGCGGGAGAAAGAUUGCCGCUGUUCUGGGAAAAGCUGAACCAGGAUCCGAUGUUCCACGGUGCGAUGGCAAAUGACGAAUUAACGGAGAGCACUCUGCUUGGUAGUUCAUCUUCGGAUAGCUCCAACGGGAAGAAUAAAAAAUUCCCCACCGAGCACGUGUACAUCCACGACAUGAUCUCUCUAUCCCGCUCUGAGGACUUCAACUGGGGCCUGACCGGCUUCGACAACUUCCCUGUCGCGGCACUGACACUGUUCCAGACCGUCACGCUGAGUGCCUGGGUGGAUCUGAUGUAUUUAUUCGAAGACUCGCACGAUGUGACCUUCGCGCGGUGCUUCUUCUCGCUGAUGAUUCUGCUCGGGACAUUUUUCGUUUUGAACGUCACCCUGGCCGUCGUCUGCGACGCCUUCAAUGAUCCGGUGAACCAGAACGCGUCCAAGGCACAGACCAGACAAGCGCGCGGCGAAGCCUCUCCCGUCGUCUCGUCCGGAUUGGUCGGCGGGGUCGCCGCGCCCUCGGCGUCGCAACUGUUCGCCGCGCAGCAAUCGGCCUUGAAUCUGCGGUCGGGGUCGAAGGAUACCACCCAGUCGAAUUCCACGUCCUCCUCUAGCGGGGCUUCCUCGGACAACUCCGUUCUGGUCGUGGACACGGGGGACAUCGUCAUUGACCAAUCGCGCGACGUCGGUGAGGUGGUGGACGCGGAGGAGCGGGACCAGCAGAGGAUGAAUUUGGUAGUCUCCGCGUUCAGCACAAUUUCAUUAGGUGCGUUUUUAGGGACGGGCAAAUUGGAUAAAAAUGGAAUGACGGAAUUGACUUCCUCGGAGAAAAUGAACAAGUUCCGGCAGAGGAAAUCAAUUUUCAACCUCGAAGAAGGUGAAGGCAGUGCCUCGAGCAACGCGUCCUCCACCGGCUUGCAGAUCGAAACCAGCACGCGCGUAUCAAAUGCAAAAAUGUCUGGGUCUGGAAGAAUGCAGACUUGUCAUGCAUAUUUUCCAUGCCCCAUGAGGUCUGGAAUGCGGGACCUAGCGCGACAGAUAGAUACUGCGAAGUCUCUAUCAUGCCUACCCGGCAUGAGAAACUCGCGCUCAUGUUGGUUAAAAAAGGACAACUUUUGGUGAACACGCAACACGGAUUGAGAUUCUUGUGUGGCCCACAGGACGCAUCACAAGUUCCAUCCUCCCAGACCCAGACAUUUUUGCAUUUGAUAGCGCGUGACCGACGAGUCCGGCGGGAAGGCGACGCCGUUCGGCGCGAUUUACGCGUCUACAACAGGCGCGACGCCGCCGGGGAACUUGGGAUUUGCAGUGGAGAGCGGUGCUGCUCCUGCAACUGGCAGUGCUCGCCCGUCGUCAGGUGGGCUUUUGUCGGAGGAGGCGUUGCACCUAGGGAUCACGCAACUUCAAUUGCAAAGAAGGCAGCGGAAGAUGGAGCGGCAGAUGCGGAGGGAAGGAUCUAGCAUGUCGACGUUCAACGCAAUAAACUACCACGAGGACACGCAGGCCGUGCACAGCAUUGACGACGCAGUUGUGGCACAGGAUCUUCGGAGAAGCGGUUCAAUCUUCGAAGGCGGAAUUAUUGCGAGAUUGACCGACUGCGGCCUCGGAGGAGGUUCAACGUCGCCGGUGGACGACGAGCUUGGGAGGAAGGGCGGGGAUAAGAUCGAAAUGGCGACCGAGCGAGACCCUAUCAUGGAAUACACACCGCAUGCGGGAGGAGGAACAGCGGAACGAGUAGGGUUCGCCAGAAAUGUCGAGCCAGAACUCUACGCCUUCCUGACAUCGAAAAGCGAGGCCGACGAUGUGGUAACACCAGCGGCGGGCAGUCCGGCCGAGGGCGAGCUGGAAGAUCUGCAAUCCGGCAGCGCCGGUGAGCACGACGGAACAAUGGAAAAUAGAGCCUUCUCCGUAAACGUGCAUGUGUACGAGGAGGGCGAAGCCGGUGAAGGUGACCCGGAUGACUCGGGCACGGAGGUGCAGUCCUCCCUGCCGAGCAAGUCUUCCUCUAGUCACUGGGAGGAGCUCCACGAACUCCGCGCACUGUCGAAAACGAAGGACUUGACGAAAAGCAGCGGUGCGGAAGGCGAACAAAGUGAUCAGAAAGCAGGAGAAUCGGGGCAAGAGACUGGCACCGACUCGGAGAACAACCAGCGACCGCGGCCGGGCGAGCUGAACGUUUACGGGCGAAUUUUGCAGGAUCCCCGCGUGCACGAUCCCCGGUCACAUUUCUACGGCAUGGAUGUGACGAGGAUCAAGUACAACGCAUUUGGCCGCCCACUGCGGUGGCAGUCGGAGGAGCUGGAGGCGCAGCACCGGCAAAAGCUGUUUCGAGCCAGCGCGGGACUCGGGAACAAAAGCAAGUUCUUUCUUGCACAGCAGGAGUCCAUUUACGCACAAACCUCUUCCACCGCGUUGGAUGCACACGAGAAGAGUCUGCGGAGACGGGUGUCGCGGAUCUCCAGCAUGACGAAAACCCAGAUCGCGCUGAAAUCCCGUUCCGCGGUCGACCUGAUAAAGGACCGGUCCAUCAAAGUGCACAAGCACGUGAGUCGGAAGCGUAAGAUGUCCCGCGCGGCGCAGUUCGCCGCCGCCCGGUUGAUGCUGACGAUGGGCGACAACAAGCAGAAGAACAAGUCGAAGGUCAGCGCACAGGGCCAGUGGCUGCGCGCGCGGGCGUUUAAGUUCGUGGAAACAACGCGGUUUCAGAACACGGUGAUGUUCUUCAUUGUCUUGAACGCAUUCAUCCUUUCCCUUGACAAGUUCCCGCCACACCAGAAGAAUGUCCGAGAUGUCUUUUUCGUGCUAAAUCUGGUCUGCUACGCCGUGUUCCUCAUCGAGGCCUUUCUGAUGCACUUGGCACUGGGGUUUCAGAUGUACUGGUUAAAAUUAGGGACCGCGUUCGACGGCGCGAUCGUCGUCGUAUCGACGUUAGAGCUCGUUUUCAAAGGCGACGACGCGGCUGGAUCCUCCUUGACCGCGUUCCGCGCUCUCCGGAUCCUGAAGCUCGCGAGGUCGUGGCGGUCCUUCCGGCUGCUGCUGAAAUCCGUCCUGGGGACCCUGACCCAGAUCGGCAACUUCGUGCUGCUUUUGCUCGUCGUCAUCUACAUUUUCGCGUUACUAGGUCAGUCGUUUUUCGCCACGCACAUGAUGUUUGACCCGAUGUACGGCACUUUUUUGGGCGAAUGCGCCCCCAUUUCGCAGCUGAAGAAAAACGCCGAGUGGUGCUACCAGCAGUGCCACAUGCACGACGCGCUGCAGCAGAAACCCGCAGCGGCGCUCUCCCAAGCGACGGACGCGAGCGGCGUUGUGGUCCGGAAUUUGAACAAGUGCCUGCCACGCUGGCACUUCGACGACUUCCUCUGGAGCUGCUUGACGGUGUUUCAGCUGCUCAGCGGAGACGCGUGGCACGAGAUUAUGUACGACGGGAUCAAAGCGCGGGGGUACGGGUACGGUCUGUACUUCAUUGUUGUGCUCACCGGCGGGGUGUUCGUCGUGCUAAACGUCUUCCUGGCGAUCUUGAUUGGCAACUUCGGUGAGCAGCAGGAGCGGGAGCAGGCCAAGCGGGAGAGGAAGUUGUUUGUCCAGCGGCGCAGCAAGGCGGUGCGAGAUCUGGACGCGAUUGGGAAAGAAAAGGACCGCGAGGGCGACGCUUUUAUCGUCCGUUGCGCCUACGGGGUACGGGACUUGAUGGUCGAGACGUUUUGCGCCGCCCCUCCGCCGUUGAAGGACCAGAAUGCGGAAGCGGAAAAUAAAUCACGAGACAAUCCAGCUGCGCUGGAAGAUAGGGAGGACGAAGACGAGGAUGAGCACAGCACGCCACAACAGCACGACAGACUGCCAUCGCAUUUGCUGAAGAAGCCUUCGCAGCCCCACCCGCUGGACGUGAUUCUCGAGUCGCCCCGUCGGAGUGCGAGUGCUGAAGAUCUUGCGCAAAGCCCGAGAGGUGGAAGUAGAAGUGGCUCGAAAGAAAGGCAACAAUCGAGCUUUUUCGAGGCACAGCACACACUCGUCGACGAAGGAGCUGGGACGGGUGGAGACGGGGCUGCAGCUUCUGGUGGUAGUAACGUCCCUGCCGGACCGACUGCCAUGUACCGGCCCUCGCGACGGAUAAAAUUGGUUUCCGACACUGGGGAAGCGAUCCCCAUUUCCAGUGACGAGUCCGGUGUCUACGCCGUGCGCGAACAACUUUCAAAAGAGUGGGACGAUCAGCAGCAGGGUCCGACGAAUCACACUGGCAAAAAUGCAACCACUUCAUCAGGACCAGGAGCGAAUAAAACUGGAGCAGGGGCAGCUGACACUGCCACGACCGGCGCCACGUUCCUCGCUGGGACUACGAACCUCUACAUGCUCAGCCCGAGAAACAGCGACAAGAACCUCCAGACGGACCCCACAAAAGUUUCCUCCACCCUCCCAUCGGUUAUCGCCGAGCAGGUGAGAGGGUUCUGCGGUUUUUUCCAGAGCAUUUCCUCCUCUUGCUGCGCCGGUUGCUGCCAGUUGAUCGGCGGAGACAAGGCCAGCAUCUCUUUCCGAGAGUUCAUGACACUGACCAUCCUCCACCCGUAUUUUGAACGGGUCAUCUCGUGCUGUAUCGUCAUUUCCGCGCUGUUCAUUGCGGCGCAGAAUCCGCUGGAAAACCCGAACGCAGAUUGGUACAAAGCAAUGGAUACAGGCAAUCAGGUCUUCACGGUCAUUUUCACGGUGGAGCUUCUCUGGCGGAUCUACUGCUUCGGCCUCUUUUCCUUUCCAAACAAGCCAAACAAGUAUCUGCCGCCACCAUCAGGAGGAGGGUUAGCUGUUGCUUCUGCCAAAGACGGUGGCAGUACUAGCUCCGCAUCCGUGAUGAAGGCCGCUCAAACUAACACGACGGCUGCCGAAAAUCGAGACGUCUUCGCAUCGCGCGAGUCGAGUAAAGCCAGGAGUGUCCCCGGGGUGAGUUUCACGUCUUUCUACUCAGUAGAAGAGACUUCAGAAAAAAAAACCGAGAACGGCAGCAGGCCGUCCACCGUCCCGCGACUGGACUCCAUCACACCCGUUUCCACACCAAAAACCACCUCCGACCAGCCGUUUUUCGAGCGCCUCGUGAAGAAAAUGGAGAAAGCGACCCGGCGCGAGCGCACCAAACUGAAACCCGGCGAGCGCCACAAAAUCGACCAGCGCGUCCCGUUUCUGAAGAACGCCUGGAACUACCUCGAUUUGGUGGUGGUCGUCAUCAGUUGGGUAGACGAAUUGAUGUCCCAAGCCCAGGGGGAAGGACUCUCCGGUUUGCGCGGUCUGCGGGUCUUCCGCGCCCUGCGGCCGCUGCGCAUGGUGCAACGGAACGAAUCGCUGCGGUUGGUGGUCGACACGAUUUUUCGUGUCUUGCCGCAGCUCGGGAACAUUGUGCUCGUGGCCGGCGUGGUCUUCCUGGUGUUCGCGUUGGUCGGGGUGAGUACCUUCAAGGGCUCGUUUUUUUCCUGCCAGACCUCCGAGUUCCUGCCCUACAUGUACACCGCCGUGGAUCCGGGGAAGAGUUCCGAGUCUCUCUUCAUCGACACGACGAAUUUUUACCAGAGGAGUUACUACGGUGCGACUACUUCUGGCGCGGCAAAUCCGACGACCCUGCAGCCCUACAAGCGGUUCUCGAGCGACACGCCCAUCUGCGUGUUGCACUGCCCGAACUCGCCCAACCCGUACUGCCAUCAGGAACCCGUGUGGGGCUACCAGGUAAUGAAGUGCUCGCAUUGCGCCCGGGCGAACUGCCCGUCAAAUAUCCGCUAUUUCUCCACGGACGGCUACACGGAGCCUUUGAACUCCCUUUAUUCCCCCGGCCCCGGCGUGAUUUCCGACCUGCGGACGCUGAAGAACUACUACCACUUAAGUGACGACGAGAGCUUUGACAGCUGUUACGACACGUGUCAAAGCGACCUCUACUUCUGCCGGGACAACCGUGACAGCUACGACUGCCUGCAGGAGUGCAUCUCGCAGUGCCUCUGCUCGGACCACUGCGAACCGCUGUCCGACGACGCGGCGAACUGCGUGGAGCAGGGCGGGAAAUGGUUGAACUUCUACGAGAAUUUCGACACAUUUCUCUCCGGGAUGCUGACGUUGAUGGAACUCGCAACCUUACAGUCCUACGGCGAAACGUUGUACAAGGGCGUGGACGCGCGCGGCCCGUACCUCGAGCCGCAUCGGGACGAGACGAAGGGCGCGAGCUUGUUCUUCGUGCUGUUCCUGUUUCUCGGCGCGUUCUUCAUUUUGAACCUCUGCAUCGGGAUGACAGUGGACACGUUUCACCGCGUGAAAAAGGAAGGCGGGAUAUCCUGUGUCAAAACGUCCCCACCCCAGAGUUGUCAUGCAGAUUUGCCAUGACUGGAACAUUUAUGAUGCGCAACCCCAUGACAGGCAUUUUCAAUCGUGUUUGGGAACUUGUAAUGCUGUAAACAGGAUCAGCAGAUCGAUUUGUGAUGCGGCUUUCCUUGCUAACUUGCACUACCUUACCGACUGAAACUUGUCAUGCGUGACUCCCAAAACUCCUAGGCUUGUGUUGCAAAAUCCCCAUCUUGAAUCUGGUGUGGGGACGUUUUUAAUCAGGAUACGGGAACCGGAGUCUGUUUCUCACCGACAGCCAAAAGUCCUGGCGGCGGUGUCAGGACUUGCUUGCGAGUCACCCGCAGUUUUUUCUUUUGACCAACCUGCAAAAUUCGUACAGCAGCCAGGCGAGAAGACGGAUUUUCGUUUUGGUUUCCCAGGAUUGGUUCGACACGACGAUCAUCCUCUGCAUCUGCAUCAACACGAUCCUGCUCUGCCUGAAAAUCGUCCCGGAACCCGCGUCCGCACCGGGCUACAGCUUCGCGCUGGAGCUCGGGAAUUUGAUAUUCCUGGUCGUUUUCAACGUCGAGCUUUUCCUGAAACUCUAUCCAGGAAAAAACACCCAUCAUCCCCAUCCAAUUUGUCAUGCAAAACAUGCAUAAGCUGCAGUGUUUGCGAUGCAAAAAAUGGAUGGGGAUGGGUGUUUUUUCCUGGAUGAACUCUUCGCCAUGCGCGUCGCCUACUUCGAGCUCGGCUGGAACCGCUUCGACUUCCUCUGCGUGCUGGCCUCCGACAUCGGGUUCGUGCUCACCGCCGCCUUCACGUUUGUAAACGACGCCGCGGUGACCAGUUUGGUGGUGCUACGGGUGUUCCGCGUGGCGCGGUUGUUUCGGUUGGCGAGGUUUUUGAAGGGGUUGAACCAAGUGUUCACGGCCUUCGUGUUGUCGAUUCCGAAGCUGUGCAACGUCGGGGGGCUGGUCACGCUGUUGCUCUUCUUCUACACGAUCAUUGGCAUGCACUUGUUCGCCAAAGUGCAGCAGUUCGGGUCCAACGUGACCAUCUUAUGCAUUGCAAAAGUAUCGUACUCGUAUGAAUGCAAGUCUUGCAUUACAAAUCAUUUUCUUAAGGCAAAUCCGCAUUACACAUUUUAUUUCUCAUGCUGAGGCAGGAAAUUUGUAAUGCAUUUAUACGAGUGGGAGUGCGAUACUUUUGCAGUUCAUACAUCUCGCAACACAACGAAUACGCAAACUUCCGCACCUUCUGGAAGGCGUUCAUGACUCUUUUCCGUAUAAAAUUUUUGAAACGGGCUGUUAGUUUUCGUUUUGACACUGAAGAUGAGUUUGGAUUCGCUUGCUUAUUCUUCUUGUUUAUUAACAUGAGCUAGGGCUAGCAUCCAUCUUCCUCAUGCUUACGACAGACUUUCCGUGAUAUUCCUUCACAACAGGUUGCGUGACCGGGGAAGGUUGGAACACGUUGAUGCACAAUUAUGCUGCUGAUGAGUACUUUUACAAAUCGAUCAUUGAGAAGCAGUGUGUCUCCUACAUGGACGUCGCGAACAAUUAUGACUACUACGACAAGGAAAAAUUACUCACCAACCCGAUUGAGUGCGGCACUCGCUACAGCUACUGGUUUUACCUCUCCUUCGUUUUCGUGGUCUUGAUGCUGGCCCUGAACCUUUUCAUCGCCGUGAUUUUCGAGGCCUAUGACGAAUCCAACCAGGACGACCAGGAGUUUCAGGACGUCGCCGAUCACUGUCUGAAAUCGUGGCAGCAAUACGAUUUAAAGUGCACCUGCUACCUCGAUUUGGACGACGCACUAGUCUACAUCGACAAGAUGCUGCAGCAACUGGACAAAAUCGACCCGAAGUGGAAGCAGUACGCCACGGAGAAGUUGGAGUGCGACCCCUCGCUGUGGAGUUUGUCUUUCGCGAAAUCGCUUUACCUCCGGAUCGACGUGGACCGGCAGGUCCCGGUGGUCGCUUGCGUGUUGAGCAUCUUGCGAUUUCUGAUCAUCCACGGGGACAGCGGUGUGGAGUCGACAGACGCAACGACAUUGGCGGACCAACAGGAAAAGCACAUGGAAGUGCUAAAGGAGUUGGAGCAGAUGAAUGAUGAAUUUUACGCCGCAUCGGAUUCAUCCAUGUCUCUAGCAGCAUUCGGGAAAAUGCUCAGCCCACGGAGAAAGCGAAGCAGCGACGCUGGUCAUUCUGGGACCAGGCAGGGCAGUAAUGUCAGCGUGGUGAGCAGCAGAACGCCGUCGAACGUCGGCGGAGGAGCAGGACAAGAAGGGGAUAGUACAGGUGGUCAACAAAGCCAGCAAAAGGUGCGGAAAUUGAUCCCGCUCGAAUUCCACGUGGCGGCGUCAAAAAUUCAGCGGAUUCGGAGGGAAAUCGUUGUGAACAGGAAAAUGAGAGCGACAAAUAGGGCGAGCAACGCUAACUUGUUCAGUGGUAUCGCUUUUGCAGUUGAUUGACUGGUGUGCAGCCAUGUGGUCAAUAAAUUUUGGUUUUCCGUGAUUUUGGUGUGCAUGUGUAUCAAAAACAACUACGACGAUCACAGCUAUACCCUAAGGGUCCAAAACAUAGAAGUACUUAUUCCAGCAUCAACUACGAGUGAAUUCGGAGAAGAUGUUGCUCACGCUUAUUGCAUGUUUUCUUUUCCC